Messenger RNA from Engraulis encrasicolus (European anchovy), 742 nucleotides. RefSeq lists its product as uncharacterized. NCBI's taxonomy places the organism in Eukaryota, Metazoa, Chordata, Actinopteri, Clupeiformes, Engraulidae. The record is from RefSeq and is a predicted model, not a curated record. Gene Ontology annotation, molecular function: ubiquitin binding. Gene Ontology annotation, cellular component: ESCRT I complex. The transcript has 6 exons. The coding region runs from base 1 to 477 and encodes 158 amino acids. Gene Ontology annotation, biological process: endosome to lysosome transport; protein transport; protein modification process.
AUGAACCUGGUGCCAAUCAUGGACACAUUUGUGUUCAAUGAUGGCACCGUAAAGGUCCUACUGAACCUGACGGGGACUAUUUGGAUGACCUAUGGCGGCAAAGGCUACAAUGUUCCUGUGAGUAUGUGGCUGGACGAGGGCUAUCCUCGAACUGCUCCCAUCUGCUUUGUGAAGCCCACCUGUGAAAUGAUGAUCGUGCCUGGACAAUAUGUCAACAGCAAUGGCGAGAUAAUCCUGCCCUAUCUCAAUGAGUGGAGACAUACUGUAUGUGACCUGCACAGUCUGAUUCAGGUGCUGUCACUCACGUUUGGAGAAAAUCCUCCCCUCUGCUUGCGUCCCACCAAAGAGGAGUCGCAAUCUAACUGUGCUGCAGCUCAAAGGCAUUCUGACGUUUAUUCAAGCCCAGAUGGAUACUCAUACAUGUUACUAAGGAGAGAAGAGGGAGUUCCUGUCCAGGGCAAUGACACAUGCUGCUAGUCGUCGCUCAUGCUCUUUGUUAUUGUACAUACUAGCUUUCAUUUCUUUGUUUUUGUGUUUAUGUUUGUUACAUUUUGGUAAUGUGGGGGUGGUGUUCUUUCCUUCAAUGUCAACAAUGAACUCUGAUCCAUGUCAUCAAUAUUUCUGUAAACACUUUUAUUUUGUUUAUUUUGUUUUGCCAUUGUGGAUGUGAUGAUGGUGAUUCCUCAAUGAAGACAAUGAACUCCAUUCAAUGGAUAGUUUUUGUAAACCGGGAAUGUGUUCG